This is a messenger RNA of Suillus discolor, 1956 nucleotides long. Its product is annotated as glycoside hydrolase family 16 protein. The record is from RefSeq and is a predicted model, not a curated record. Gene Ontology annotation, molecular function: hydrolase activity, hydrolyzing O-glycosyl compounds. The transcript has 8 exons. The coding region runs from base 1 to 1638 and encodes 545 amino acids. Lineage: Eukaryota; Fungi; Basidiomycota; Agaricomycetes; Boletales; Suillaceae. Gene Ontology annotation, biological process: carbohydrate metabolic process.
AUGUCAGACAACGAUGCCGUCAACCCACCAGCCCCAUUCUACCUUGGCGAAAAUUCUAAACGCACAAAGGGCAAGCAUAACCAAUCCACUCCUUCCGUUUCCAACAACUCUCGUCCAUCCACUGCAGGAACUGCUGCAAGUUCCAUCGUAAACCCUAUCGUCAGCUUUAGCGUAGAUCCCGUAAUCCCCAUUGUCCCAACAGGUCAACAAGACAGUCUAGAACCUAUACCUCGUCUCGGCCUCACUGCACUUCCUCGCAACACAUCAUACUAUGGCGGUCGCCCCAACACUGGUGAUAGCCCCAGUCGCGUGGCCUCCGGUAUUCGUCUUCGUGAAACAUUCGCAGCACCCCCAGCUCGUCCAUUGACAGCAGUCUCCACCGCUGUCAGCCUCGCUCCAAGCAAGACAACCCGCAUGCGUUCUACCAUGCUUGAUGAUCCAAGCACCUUGGACAAACCUUGGGUCACCACCAAGGACCCAUAUGCAAGGAUUGCCUAUAUUUUGACUUACUCCGUGGCUUUCCUCGGCGUAGCAGCCUCUGCUUUGCGCAUUUACUUUGGUUACAAGAGCGUACCCUUGAUCACUGGUAACUUGUGCAUGGUCUUGGAUGAAGAUUUUAAUUCCGACACCGAUACUACUUUCGGACCUAACGGAAAUUGGGUCCGUGAAGUCCAAUUAGGCGGAUUCGGAUGGCAACCGUCGUCAUCAAACAAUUCAUACACCUCCAACGGAUACCUUUACAUAACCCCUACCCUGACAUCAAACGUCAUCGGCUCGGAUGCUAUAUUCAACGGUUAUACAUACAACCUUACCGAUUGCACGUACAACUCGACCACCCCGGGUGCAAAUCCGGGCUCAUCAAACACCACCGGCUUUAAUGCCGCCGCCUACUACCAAGCUUGUGGUGCAGUAAGCAACAGUACCACCGGCACCAUAAUUAACCCUGUACAAAGUGCGAGGAUCACCACACUCAACAAAGCUAGCAUCCGAUAUGGCCGCGUUGAGCUCUGGCCCGCAAUUUGGAUGCUUCCUGUGAAUGACACCUACGGACCAUGGCCAUUGAGCGGUGAAAUCGACAUCAUGGAAUCACGCGGAAAUGCUCGCAGCUACCCAGAUCAGGGUAUCGACUAUGUCCGCGGAUCACUCAACUGGGGACCCCUGUCGUUCUUGAACGCCGUGUACAAGACUUUCGGCUGGUGGACACAGAGACGCACCGACUAUGGGGAGGGGUUCCACACCUAUACACUGGAGUGGACAGAUAGUUUCCUUCGCAUGUACGUUGACACUCGUUUACACUAUAUGCUUGAGCUUUCCUUCGACGAGCCCUUCUUUACACGUGGAGACUUUCCCUCUGUGGUCCAAAAUGGGACACAGCCCAUUGUCCUGCAGAAUCCUUGGGUCAACGGCACCAAUGCGACACCUUUCGACCAACCAUUCUAUCUCAUUCUUGACCUCGCCGUUGGUGGAACUAACGGAUGGUUCCCCGAUAAUGCAGGCAACAAGCCAUGGCUGGAUAACUCGAAAACAGCCAUGCUGGAAUUUGCGCAAGCACAGGACACAUGGUACCCCACCUGGGGCUCAGAUGGAGAGAGUAGUUCAUUGAUUGUGGAUUCCGUGAAAAUGUGGGAGUUGUGUUAGUCGAGCCAUUGAGGAUUUGAGAUCUGUACCCACCCCUUCAUAUUAUUUACAUGUAGACUUUAUACCUGUGGACAUCGACAUGUACCUUGCAUAUUACUGCACUUUGUUCUUCUUGUCUAAAUACCCAUCAAUUAUACGUUAUCAUUUAUCUCCCUCAGUCAAAAGUCGAAAGACAACUGUUCCAAGAGUUAGCGUCUGGAUAACAGAAGAAACGGCAACUCGCUUCACAACUCGUUCAAGUUAAGGGUUUGGGACGAGUGAUAUUUCAGCAAAGAAUUGCGAACCACUUGCAUCACAGGUCGAGAACAAGAAGCCGAC